AUGGUGCCUCAGCUUAAAUAUUUGGGACUCAUCUUCGAUAACAAACUCAGCUGGAUCCCUCAUAUAAUGGAUUUAAAGAAACGCACACAGGCUAUCGCUAAGUACUUGCGCCAUAUGCAAGGUUACAGAUGGGGCCUUAACCCCCAUAUACAUAAGAUCCUGUAUCAGACUGUAACAGAAAAAAUGGUAACAUAUGGUGCGGCCGUGUGGGCGCAGCCGAUGCAGGGCCGAAAGGUCCGGCACCUGCUCAGCAUUCAACAACAGUUUGCUCUUAAUAUAACGAGGGCAUUUUGCACAACGGCCACAAAUGCGCUGAACGUUCUAGCACCUGAUGGUUCCUUUACACAUCAGCAAGGAACGGGAAGCAGUUCACAGCUCAAUGUGCCGGCAUCUUUUGAGGAUACGAUGUACUGGUCGAGUGACUAUGAAGUACUUGCGGUGAUCCUAGACAAGCACCCGGCCGAACAAUGCAUAGGGAUAAACGUCAGCAUCAAAGAACAGUCUCUCGAGACCCAUAGGCACAAUACCUAUGCGUACACCGACGGCUCAAAGAUGGACGGACAGCCAGAAGAUAUACAAAUGUUCAAUACCCUCAUCUUCACUGUUGGUUCCAAAAUGGACCACAAUGUGGGAUGCGCGUUUGUUAUGUUUCAAGGCAAGGAACAAGUCACGCAAUGGAAGGGCCACCUUCACGGGAACAACAGCGUCUUUCAAAGGAAGGCAGUUGCUAUUCAGAAAGCAGUACAACAUAUUGCCAGCAACAACAUCAAAAAAGCUGUUAUAGUAUCCGAUAGUAUGUCAGCCCUGCGAGCCUUGCAAAAUCCGGCACACUCCUCCUCAAUAGUCCAGGAAAUUCAAAGCCUCUUACGACAGUUUAAACAUCUGGAAGCUCGCCUGACAUGGAUGAAAGCCCAUGCAGGCAAUAUGGGAAAUGAGGCAGCAGACCUCCUUGCGAAAGACGCUGCCCUAAAUAAGGAAGCCGAGGAGCUAGCAUUACCGUGGCCACACUCUACCUUAAAAAGAAUGCUCCAUCUGCAAGCACUCUCAAAGUGGCAGGCUGAGUGGGACAUUGCUGAGACCGGCAGACGUACUCAUUAUUAUCUUUUGUAUGUUAAUCCAGCCAGGCUCCACUCAAACCCGCACCUGGUCCGUUAUGUUACAGGCCAUGGACCCUUCCCGGAGUACUUUGCCAGGCAUGGCACGACUGACACAGACCAGUGCAGCUGCGGUCACCUGGGUACUCCGGAGCAUUACGUCACUACCUGCUCUCUGACCAAUGGGAUGCACAUACGUAUUCUCACUACAAACACACAGGCAUUCUGUAAGCUCAUGGUCAAGCAGAAGCACCUCUGCCGGCAGCUCAUCAAAAUUAUGGAGAACCUAGCCAGUCUCGGCACGGACCUCUGUGCAGCAGAAUAA
Molecule: messenger RNA, 1419 nt
Organism: Stegodyphus dumicola
Lineage: Eukaryota; Metazoa; Arthropoda; Arachnida; Araneae; Eresidae
Molecular function (GO): nucleic acid binding; RNA-DNA hybrid ribonuclease activity
Source: RefSeq, a predicted model, not a curated record